Gambusia affinis (western mosquitofish) is the source of this 3019-nucleotide messenger RNA. RefSeq lists its product as uncharacterized. The record is from RefSeq and is a predicted model, not a curated record. The coding region runs from base 864 to 1622 and encodes 252 amino acids. Lineage: Eukaryota; Metazoa; Chordata; Actinopteri; Cyprinodontiformes; Poeciliidae. The transcript is spliced from 3 exons.
UGGAGGUUCUGGAGAACUGGGUUGAUGGGCUCUAUCGUCCUGGUUCUGGUCAGAACUCCAGCAGCAGCGUUCUGGACCGUUGGUUUGUCAGUCAGACCUGUGAAGACGCUGCUCCAGGAAUCACAGCCGCGAAAAUGAAACGCCUGGAUGCUAAAAUAUAGUCAGCCAUCACACUGCAGUAAAUGGCUUGCAGCAAGGUUCAGUAAAUGAUAAAUGUGUGUGUGUGUGUGUGUGUGAGUGUCAGUGUUACAAUGUUGUUGUUUUAACAAGAUUAGCUCACAAGCUAACAUUACUUCAGGCUUUCAUUAGGUCAAAGGUCAAAGGCAGGAGGUUUGGAGAAGGAGAGCCUUGGUUUCAUUCUUUUAUCUCUGAGUCCAGACGGACGGAUGGAUGUCAGAUUUCCUCUCUGAUCCUGUUCUUUCAUGAAAGAUUUUCCAGUUUUUUGAGCUAAUUUAAAUCAGUUUGUGUCUAAUCUGGAGAUUAAAGCAGCUUCCUGUAAUCCCAUCUAAGCUCCUCUCCUUUCUUCUUCUUCUCUGCUGGCAGAAACAAACUUCCUCACUCCGUUAGAAGAGCUCCUGAGGUUUAAAUCUGUUUUCAUCAUCGGUUAACUCGGCUUUAAUCGCCCACAAACAGCCGCACAUCCGCCGCCGGAGCGCCGCAGCUCCAGCCUGAUGAGUCGCCAUGGUGACCUCAGCACCACAUGAAGGGAAAACCACACACGCCUUCAAACGCAGCAGCGCUACCUGCCCGGCUUCCCAGGUGUGUUUUAAUCUCUCUGCGGUCUCUGUGGUGUCGGGUUUCAAACGGCCGCCUCACCUGAGGCCGUCCAGGAAGGAAACGAAGGCGGCGCUGUCCGCCGACUGAUGCGGUCGAACUUCAAACGCCACGCCAGACUUCUGAGGCUCUGCAGGCUCAGCGGAGACGGAUCAGAGGCAGCACGGCGCUAUAAAACCCCAUGGCUCCUGAACGCAGCGCAGCACUCACCUGGCUGGCUGGGAGAAAGGAGGAGGAGAAGCUCUUGGGAAAGAGGAGAAGAUCCUGAGGAAGAGGAGUGUUUUCAGAGGAAGGGUGGGCUGGUGGAUCGCAGGAUGUGGAUCUAUCGCAGCUUCCUGUGCGCGUCGCUGGUCUGUGGUUUGGCGCUGGACUCCAACACCAUCCGGUCGUCCAAAGAGGCGGCGCUGCAGAGCGCCGAGCAACCGAGAGGAGGCUGCAGUAACAGAGCUCAGAGGAGACACUCCAACACUGACCGACAGCUGGAUCGACACCAAGUCAAAGACAGAAUCACAGAUAGCUUCAACAGAACCAAAGCUCCACAGAUGUCGAGCUGCGUCCGAUCUGGGGACUGCGCCGCCGGCCUCUGCUGCGUCCGGUACCUGACCGGGAAGCGGUGCCAGAGGAUCCCGCUGGAGGGCGAGGCCUGCCUGCUGUGGGGCGCCACCAAGCGCCGCCGCAACCUGGGCCGCUGCGACUGCGCCGCCGGCCUGGUGUGCGCCGCGGAAAGCGGCGCCGAUCAGGCCAGCAGCAAGCGACAGGGAGUCUGCAUGGUCCGGUCCGGACCGGCCCAGAGGAAGACCAGACACUCCGGCCGGAAAAAGAAAAGGACGGCGGAGCGAAGCUGCUGAAGGAACUGAGCCGGGGAUAGGGUCCAAACUGGCCUGGGGACCGUGACCGGGCCCUCCGUCCCACCUUAUGGACUCGUUCUUCUUCUGCCCUUUAGGGAAAACCCAAUAAACGUUCAUGUGAGCGGCUCAAAAACUGGAUCAGAACUCAGAGUGAACCCAAACAUCUGAUCCAGUUCUGACUUCAUCUCCCAGACUCAACAUGGCAACCUGCUGCAGGCAGCCUGGUCCAACAUGGCAACCCGUUGUCUGGUCCAAACUGAAAACCUGUCAGUGUUUAAAUCAACCAGAUCUUUUUUUCCUAUCAGAACCAGAACCACCCAAGAUUCUGAAUCUGUGAGUUACUUAAAAAUCCAGAUUCUUCUGUUUGGGUUGAGCUGAACCAGAACAUUUUGGUUCCAGACAGGACUGGCCUAUGAAGCCUUUCUUCUGUUUCCAGUUAGCAUAAAGUUAAGAUGUUCUGAUCCAGAUUAAACACAGCGGUUCUGUUCUGUUCAGCAGAAAGGCUUCGCUCCAACAUCGGCCCAGUUCUGGUUUCGCUGACCUGUGAAUUUGCCGAUUGGACCUAGAGGAAACCGGAACCAGAACCUCGGGCCCAGGCUGAAACUGCGGAGGAAAACCACCAACCAAAUGUGGGGGUCAAAGGUCACCAUCUGAACAUAAACUGUGAGAACGUUCAUCCCGGUUACAGAUCAAUGAAUCGAGGUUCUGGUGGUACCAGAGAUACUUUCCUGUCAUUCAGAGGUCAAAGGUCACCUGUAAAUAUAGAAAUGACUCGCAUCGUCCUGUGGAUAUUUUUCUGAUUAAAUCUCAAUAAAAGUUAAUUUGUUAUAAAUCUGAAUAUCUGACUUUUUCUCUGGGAAACAUGUAAGUGCUGCCCCCUGGUGGAGGAGCGGAGUAACUGCUGCUGACCUCUGAACUGGUCCUGUCAGAUAUUCCUGUCCUGUCUCCUGGGGCAGAGUUCGGGUUUUCCCUGAAUGACUCUAUUACAGCAGAACACAAGGUUCUAGUUUAUGUUUCAAGAAAAGUUGUAUUCUUUUAUUUAUAAAAUUUCCUUUUGUUUAAAUAGGCCAAUUCAAUAAAUUAUGCUAUUUAAAAAGGCAAAGUGAAAUAAUAUAAAUUUGAUAAAUGCAUAGUAAUCUUGUAGUUUGGUUGGAGGUCAGUCACUCUGGUCUGAAUCCAGUUUAAAGGAGUUUUUGUUUCAUUCUGAACACUAGAAGUUCAGUUUCCUUCUCCUUAUGGUUUCUACUGUUUCCCUUUACUGUCUGUGUUUAUUUCUAACUUUAACUGUCUUUAAAUGUUAGGGGUUUAGAGAUGGUAUUAAAAGAAAAUCAAUAUUUCUUUUUCAUAAAAAUGCAAAAGCUAACUGUAUAUUUUUAUAAGAAACAUUUUUCUGAGUA